This is a messenger RNA of Caenorhabditis sp. 36 PRJEB53466, 679 nucleotides long. Lineage: Eukaryota; Metazoa; Nematoda; Chromadorea; Rhabditida; Rhabditidae. The record is from the annotation of a GenBank genome assembly.
AUGGUGAAAUGUGUCGUGGCGAUUUCGGGGAAGCGAAAGUCAGGAAAAGAUUAUUGCACACGGAUUCUAAAGCAAGAAUUGGAAAAAUUGUUUGUGCGGACGGCAGUAACUGGAAUCUCGAACAGUCUGAAAAUGGAAUUCGCGAAAAUUCAUAGUACCAAUUCGAAAAGUCAAAGAGGAAACCGGAAAUCGUGUCGUUUCAGGGCUCGAUUACGCGGAACUGCUGUCAGAUGGGCCGUACAAAGAGCAAUAUCGGAAAGAAAUGAUAAAAUGGGGAGAAGAUGUGAGGAGCAGAGACUCCGGACUGUUUUGCAGGUUCCUUCCGCCUAUUUUUGGUGUAAUUUUACUAUUUCUCAGAGCUGCGAUUGAUCCGUUUGUCGACAAUGAAGUCGUCAUCGUUUCGGACUGCCGACGGCCUUCUGAUUACGAGUUUUUCACAUCCAACCAUCCCACGCUGACAAUUCGCGUCGAGACCAGCGAGGAAAAUCGUCGCGAGCGGGGAUUCCGAUUUGUAGAAGGCGUCGACGACGGAGAAUCCGAAUGCUCACUCGACGGAUACGCGUUCGAUGAGAUUCUGAAGAAUAUAACCGGAGAAGAUCUCAGCAUACAAAUCGGGCAGAUAAUUGCACGGAUUCUGAAUAUUUCAGAUUUGGACAAGUGUCAUGUAAUGAAGAAUUGA